Chaetomium globosum CBS 148.51 is the source of this 1542-nucleotide messenger RNA. RefSeq lists its product as uncharacterized. The transcript is spliced from 5 exons. The record is from RefSeq and is a predicted model, not a curated record. Gene Ontology annotation, cellular component: cytosol; nucleus. Gene Ontology annotation, molecular function: cysteine-type deubiquitinase activity; cysteine-type endopeptidase activity. Bases 1 to 1542 code for a protein of 513 amino acids. NCBI's taxonomy places the organism in Eukaryota, Fungi, Ascomycota, Sordariomycetes, Sordariales, Chaetomiaceae.
AUGUCGGCAAGACCUGCGACACCAGCGUCGCCCAAGAACCACAAAGUCAGAGCGCCCCAACCAGGGCAGCCCAUGUACGCUGCAGAACACCUACAAAGACUCUUCAAUCAAGAUCAGGCGACUACAAAUACGUCGAUCCAACAUUACCGGUCAAUCCUUCGGAGCAUCUUCGAUACGAACCCUCUGAUCCCGCAAACUGCCAAGACCAUCGACGGGCAGAUUGUCACGUCGCUGACUCCGACACACCUAUGUCUCCAAUGCCCCUCAACCCUUACAGAAGAUGAUCGGGCGAGACAUGGGACCAAGAAGUCACACAGGUUCUAUGUGGAAUCCAGGAGCGGUGCUUUGUACUGCCAAAUGUGUGACGAUAUUGUCUGGGACCCUACGUUCGAGGAGCUCAGGUUAAAGAAGAUUGGAACAGGUACCUUCUCAUUGCGGAAACGCAAACAUGAGGAGCUAUUCGAGACAUCGGAUCCUGUUCGGGACAACCCGGCGUACAUCUCGUCAAACACAACAACGGCCUCUUGCAAGUCCAAUGGCCUGCGGGGCAUCUACAAUGCCGGUGCGACCUGUUACCAAAACGUCGUCCUCCAAAGUUUCCUUCAUAACCCCAUCCUCCGCAACUUCUACCUCAGCGACGGCCAUUCUAGCAGCACUUGCAACGUGGAAUACUGCUUGAGCUGCGCAAUCGACGACAUGUUCCAGGAUUUUUACUCGCUUGAGAACACCAACGGGUAUACGGCGGCGAGCAUCCUGUCGGCAUUCUGGUACAACCAGAAGAAGGCCUUCGAGAUCCUGGUGGCGACCAAGGAGCAAGACGCCCACGAGUUUUUCCAGUUUUUGGCAGAGGAACUGCACGAACGCAACGGCGACGGAAAGAAGCCCGAGAGCGGCAGCGAACACAGCUGCAACUGUAUAAUCCACCAAACUUUCUAUGGCAAGCUGCAGAGCACCACAACCUGUCAGAACUGCAGCGGCGUGACGCAUCAAGUGCAGAGCUUCCUGGAUCUCAGCCUGCCACUGGAAAAUCUCUCGCACAAAAAGGGCAAGAAGUCUGCGUCUAGAGGGCUGCUGACAUUGCAGGAAUGUCUUGACGAAGAGUACAUCAAGUCAGACAAGUGUGAAUACCGCUGCCACAGCUGCAACUCCAUGCAGCAAGCCCGUCGGCAGACUAGCAUCAAGCGGUUGCCAAAUGUCUUGUCGAUCCAGCUGAAGCGGUUCGAGUACAAGCAAGGUCGCAACGAGCGCGCUGCAAAGAUCGACACGCCUGUGCAGUUCCCGCUCGAGCUCAAUAUGCUUCCCUACACUAACCGGGGCCGUUCUGGCGGCUCCGACGCCGGCAAGGACAACUACGAGCUCGCCCGCUCAUGCACCUACGACCUAGUCAGCGUGGUCGUGCACGUUGGCGAGAUCGACACGGGCCACUACGUGUCGUACUGCAGGGUCGGCGACCAAGUGAGUGUCUACCCCAUUACUCCUACUUCGCCUUCCUCCUCUAUCUCCCCUUCCGAUCCUGAUGCCAUCCCUAUCUCUAUUGAAUAA